Stegostoma tigrinum is the source of this 3604-nucleotide messenger RNA. Its product is annotated as lysyl oxidase homolog 3B-like. Gene Ontology annotation, biological process: peptidyl-lysine oxidation. The record is from RefSeq and is a predicted model, not a curated record. The transcript has 16 exons. Gene Ontology annotation, cellular component: membrane. Lineage: Eukaryota; Metazoa; Chordata; Chondrichthyes; Orectolobiformes; Stegostomatidae. The coding region runs from base 160 to 2610 and encodes 816 amino acids. Gene Ontology annotation, molecular function: protein-lysine 6-oxidase activity; copper ion binding.
CCGAGCCGCCCACUUGUGCUAGCUCUGCCCUGAGUUCUGUCAUCAAUCAAACAGGACUGAGGGAGAAAUGUGCAAAUCCUGACAGAGAGAGAGAGAGAGAGAGAGAGACCAAGCAGGCUGGAGCUCGAGAAGAAAGUUAGGAAAAGUUCCUCGAAUCAGAUGGCCACGUUGACGGGGAGAGGCAGGUGGGAGCUCAGCUUGAGACUGCUCCUCCUUGGGCUCUGGCUGCUGGUGGUCUGUGCCCAGCGGAUGACGCCGGUGCCCCCCCAGCGGGAGAAGGUGGCGGUCCGAUUGUCGGGCUACCCUCGCAAGCAUAAUGAGGGCCGUGUGGAGGUCUCGUACGAGGGAGAGUGGGGGACCAUCUGCGACGAUGACUUCAAGCUGGAGAACGCAGUGGUUCUGUGCCGGAUGUUGGGGUUCACCACGGCCAUCGGUUGGACACACAGCGCCAAGUACGGUAAAGGGACAGGGAGGGUGUGGCUGGAUAACUUGGAUUGUCGUGGGACAGAGAAGGACGUCUCAGAGUGCAAAUCCCUGGGGUGGGGGCAGACUGACUGCACACACGAGGAGGACGCUGGAGUUAUCUGCAAGGACGAGCGCAUCCCCGGAUUUGUAGACUCGAAUGUCAUCUCGGUGCAGAGUGAACAGAUCGAGGAGGUGCGCCUGAAGCCAGCUGUACCUAACGCCAGGCAACGUCUCCCCAUCACUGAGGGCUUUGUGGAGGUGAAGUACAUGGGCCAGUGGGAGCAGGUCUGUGACAAUGGCUGGAACUAUAAGAACAGCAGAGUGGUCUGUGGAAUGCUGGGAUUCCCUGCCGAGCGAAGGACCAACAAGAGAUUCUACAAGCGUUUAAGGAGGCGCCGAGCGAAUGGUAAAAGAGCCAGGAGUUCACCCCCAAGGAUGGUGGCUGAACGCCAAGUACCACGUUACCGAGUGCACUCAGUGGUGUGCGCGGGCACCGAGACCCACUUCUCCCUCUGCCAGUUCGAGCUACUGAAGGGCAACGUCAGUAACCAGUGCCCCGGGGGUGCCCCCGCUGCUGCCAGCUGUGUCCCUGGUCCUCUGUUCAGCAAAGGGCGCAGGAGGAAACAGCCCAAGCUGUCUGUAAGGCUGAAGGCCGGGGCGCGGAUUGGAGAAGGCCGCGUGGAGAUUCUCAAAGGCACUGAAUGGGGUACCAUCUGUGACGACCGCUGGAACACCGUGUCUGCCAGUGUGGUGUGCCGGGAGCUGGGGUUUGGCAGUGCCAAGGAGGCACUGACUGGGGCUCGGAUGGGUAAAGGAAUGGGCCCGAUUUAUCUGAAUGAGGUUCACUGCACUGGGUUUGAGAAGUCGAUAUGGGAUUGUGCAGCAAAGAAUAUCUCUCAGGACGACUGCCGCCACACUGAAGAUGCAGCUGUUCGUUGCAAUGUCCCCUACAUGGGCUUCGAAACUACGAUCCGCAUCACUGGAGGACGUACCCGUUAUGAGGGUCGGCUGGAGAUACUGAUCACAGCAGCUAACGGCACUCAGCAGUGGGGCCUGGUCUGCGGAGAAGCCUGGGGAAUGUUGGAAGCCAUGGUGGCCUGUCGGCAGCUGGGCGUUGGAUACGCCAAUCAGGGCGUCCAAAUUCGGAUUGUCGGUGGGAGAACGGCUUACGAAGGCCGUGUGGAGGUUCUGCACGGCAACAAGUGGGGGAUAGUAUGCAGUGACAGGUGGAGCACCAGAGAGGCUAUGGUGGCAUGCAGGCAGCUGGACCUGGGUUACACACUGCAUGCAGUGACGGAAACCUGGUACUGGGAUGCUGACACUGGUGCGCAGGAGAUGGUGCUGAGUGGUGUGAAGUGCACGGGAGACGAAAUGACUUUGAGCCAGUGUCAGAGCCACGGAGCCAACGUGAAGUGCAAGAAGAGCAGCACUCGCUUUGCUGCUGGAGUGAUCUGCUCAGAGACUUCCUCGGACCUGAUCCUUGAUGCACGCCUUGUCCAGCAGACGGCAUAUAUUGAGGACAGGCCCCUGCACAUGUUGUACUGUGCUGCUGAGGAGGACUGCCUCUCCAGCUCGGCCAGAAAUGCCAACUGGCCGUAUGGGCAUCGCAGGCUGCUCCGAUUCUCCUCAGAAAUCCACAACAUCGGCCGAGCAGACUUCAGACCCAAGGCUGGCCGACACUCCUGGGUCUGGCAUGAGUGUCAUGGACACUACCAUAGCAUGGACAUCUUCACACACUAUGACAUCCUGACGCUGAAUGGCAGCAAGGUGGCAGAGGGGCACAAGGCCAGCUUCUGCCUGGAGGACAGCGACUGUGACGACAAUGUGGCCAAGAGGUAUGAGUGCGCUAACUUUGGAGAACAGGGGAUCACUGUGGGCUGUUGGGAUUCCUAUCGUCAUGACAUUGACUGCCAAUGGAUUGAUAUCACUGACGUUAAACCUGGAAACUACAUCAUGCAGGUUGUGAUUAACCCGAACUAUGAAGUGUCGGAGAGUGACUUCACCAACAAUGCCAUGAAAUGUAAUUGUAAAUACGACGGCCAUCGAAUUUGGAUGCACAACUGUCACAUCGGCGAUGCUUUCAGUGAAGAAGCUGAGCGGGAGUUUGAGAAAUACCCUGGGCAGUUGAACAAUCUGAUUCCCUAAUCACUGUUCCAGCACCGUCUCACUAGGGAGUCUGCUCUGUUGUUGGUGCUAAUCUCCUCCAGGAGUGAACUGAGCAUCUCCCCUCCUCCCACUAACUAAACUCUCCUGAUCCCUCUAAACAGUGAACAUUGAGCCCUAACAGCCAAGACUGGAUUGCUGGAUGUUUCAGUAAACACGAGUGAAGUGAGACUAACACACAGUGAGAAAUAGCAGGGUCAAGGACACACACAGCGAUCCGCUAGCAGCAUCUUGAGGUUACAUACAACCCUGUGGUCUGCAGCAGUUCAGCAAGGGAGCUCAGUACCACGAUCUCCAGGGCAACUGGGGACAGGCAACAAAUGCAGGCCCAGCCAGCGAUGCCCACAUUCGGGAAUCAGUCAAUACACAUUGCAUGAUCAUGUCUGUGUGUAGUGAGGGGAAUCUCACACACACACAGCUUUGUCCCCUCACUCUGUGUGUGUGUGUGUGUGUGUGUGUCUGUACAGGGGGGGGGGGGGGGAGUCACACACGCACAGCCCUGUCCCCUCACUCUGUGUGUGUGUCUGUAUGGCGGAGUUUCACACACAGAGCCCUGUCCCCUCACUGUGUGUAAGGAGAACAGACCCUUGUUGUGAAACUCCAGUAGCUGACCUCUCGUAUCCUGGCCAUCGUGUAGGCCUUUAACACCUCAAUGCAAAAACUUGGGUCCAGAUUAAUGUUUCUACUAGUUCCUGUCCAUUCCCAUCGAGUGGGGAGAAUGUGGGUACUGACCAGCACAGCCAAUAGUCUUAGACCCUCCCUUUUGCUCGAACCUGCAGCAUCACAGUGAGUGUGACUGUAACAGCCUGCAGUCUGUAGAGAGUCUGCUCUCGCCAACAAUUCAAGACAGAAAAUAUACAAGAUCAAUAGUUAAUUUUAUUAAAGAGUUUAUAUAUAAUUUACAAACCUUCUUCUAACUUCUAUCAGCCCAAACCUGUAAUUAAUAGUUUGAAUAAAAGUUUGCACUUUUUUUAAA